AUGCUUCCUCCUCCUCACCCUCCUCCCUCUGGGACUCAGUGUGGCAUACAAGAAGCUCAUUGGAGGAACCAGCACGAUAGAGAUCCAGAGCAACUUUCCCGGUUCUACGGCCUCGUGCCGCUUCCUCUGGGCACAUUUAACGUGAUGAACAAUUCAAUCUAUUACAUGAUCAAAGCAAGCGUUCCGUACAUAGCGGCAUCCUCAAGCGCUCGUUCGAUGCCGCAGUUCCCAGCCGUGUACGGAUUUAACACGGUCAUCCUGGACAAUACGUCCCCGGCCUUGCUGGACUUACCUUCGCCAGACUGUCUCUUUUCUAUUAAGCAGAACCUGACCGCUGGUGGAUCUUGGAGCAUGUCAGCGGUUGUGGAUGGAACAGUCGCCCGAUACAAUUCAUCAACGUCGUCCUAUAAAGACAAUGAUGCAUUUUGGACCGCAGCUUUCAAUCAAUCCUACAACCCCACUGGUCUGUCCACGAUCUCCCUCUACAAUGACUGUCAAAUGGGGAUGAUUAAUGGCUCAGAUAGCUUGCAUAGUGAGAACCCGGGCCCGUAUUGUCUGAUUGGCUUCUUCAAGGGAGAUGCAUACGGUCUGCACAUCUACAGCAACGCAACUGAAUCCACCAGCCUCGCUUUCAGAAUGAACGCCUACAAGUUCGACAUCCAGUGA
Messenger RNA from Aspergillus lentulus, 666 nucleotides. RefSeq lists its product as uncharacterized. NCBI's taxonomy places the organism in Eukaryota, Fungi, Ascomycota, Eurotiomycetes, Eurotiales, Aspergillaceae. The record is from RefSeq and is a predicted model, not a curated record.